Molecule: messenger RNA, 3921 nt
Organism: Amoebophrya sp. A120
Lineage: Eukaryota; Dinophyceae; Syndiniales; Amoebophryaceae
Source: the annotation of a GenBank genome assembly
GCAAAUUCUGAUUAUUCUGAAUCCCAAGCUACUAACUGGAUACAGGCGACAUCUUUUCGUAGUUAUGUUUUAGUGUGUGUUAUUGAUUCACUCGAGGAAACACGAUAAUUUCCUUCUGCGACCACAACGACAACGAGUUGCUAUCUUUUUCUUUCUCCAUACAUCGAACCGCUUUUCGAUCAUCAAAAUGAUCCAAAAAAACACGACCACAAGCUCCAGCGGCCCGGCGCAGGCACCCCAGCCUGCUGCUGCGAUCGCGGACAGUCCGAGUAGAAGCAAUACAACUAGCCGGUUCGUGCGGGAGGAGGACGUGGGAAUCAGUAGCUUUGUGAUGCACACCAGCAGGGAUGAAGAGAAACUCUCCAGUACAAGUGCUACUAUGCAAGACACUGAACUUUUACUUUUUCCGCAACCGCAGCAAGAACUGGUCUGCAGUUUCAAAAAGUACCACUACGACUUCCACGUGCACGAGAUUUCGCAAGACAACCACGAGGCCCGGUUGACGGAACUGCAUGACAAACUCAGCAUCCGAAACAUCGUCGAGGAGGAGAAAAAGGAGCUGAAGGAGAGGAAAGCGCGCUUCUUCGUCGAGUCGUUCCGGUUGUCAGAAGAGGAAAAGACGAAAAUCGGGCUUUUGGUGAAGGACGAAACUGUUUUGCGGAAGUUGGAACAGUUCCUGCAGGGAGAGCAAGUAGUUGAUCAUGACCGCAAGGAAAUAAUCACGAAGCAAGAGGACGAAGACUCGAUGGAUCUGGUCAAAAAUGAGGGUGCUGCAGCUUCACCAGUUCCUAGUGCGACGGCCAGAGCAGCAACGACCGCCUUUCUAGAUCUGGAAUUGAAAGCCACGACUACUGGGACCGCGACUCUGAAGGAAACGCGGAAAACUUUUCACGAGUUGAUCCGGCUCUUUUUCGCCGAUGCGCUGAGCUCGGAGUCCUCGGACCUGGGGCAGAGUUUCGUCCGCGUGUGGCGCAAGGACCUGGAGAAGCAGGGAAAACAGGCUCUGGAAGCCGCCAAGGAGCCCGCGCCGCUGAGUAAAAGACAGUUGAAGAAGUUGGAAAAAGGUGCGGGGAAGAAGGGAAACAAAGGGGCCGCGGGUAAGAAAGGAACUGCAACGAUAAUCAGUUCUAAUUCCGCACAGAUUAUCAGCAACAGCACUACGAGCUCGGGGGCUGCUGGCACAGUUACCGUGGUUUCUGAAGACCAACGAAGUACUGCCCACCCCCUUCUAGCAGCCACGUCUUCCUCCGCUUCCUUCCGCCGCGAGCCGUGGCCGCAGGACCGGCCGGACUACCUUUCGUUUCUGCUCUACAAGGAGAACAAGGAUACGGCCGAGGCGAUUCAGCAGAUCAGCCGCGCGAUGCACAUGGACCAGCGCCCCCGGAACGUGGACAAGUUCGGGUUCGCGGGCACGAAAGACCGCCGGGGCUGCACCACGCAGUUUUGCACCCUGUACCGCACGACCGAGUACCAAUUGCUGAAGUCGCUCUUCUCGCCCGCCUUCGACCGCAAGCAGGUGUUCAUCCAGCCGCUAGGGUACGUGAAAGACAAACUGCAGCUGGGAAUGCUGAAGGGCAACCGCUUCGACGUGCUGCUUCGGGACUUGGAACUGGUGAUGAAGAGUUCAACAUGUAAUGUUUCAGUCGCUCGAGCUGAGGAGAAUGACGUGAAAAAUGCCGCAGUCCUCGAGGAAUGCACCUCAUGCAAAAUAAGCAAGAAUGAUGAGACAGACGAUGUUGCCAUGAUUUCUCCAACGUCAACGGAUGCUGGCGGGGGUGCUGUAAUGGUACUACCGGACAAUUACGACGACGGCAACGAGAAAACAAAUCUGCGCGAGGACACAGCAGCAGUCCUAGUAGUGGGACUACAACGGGAAAAACAAAAUACGAGCGUAGAAGAGGGUACAACUGACCUUCAGGCCUUGAAAGCCUUCCUCACUGUUUCCUUUCAAAACCUUUCGACCAACGGCUUCCUGAACUACUUCGGGCUGCAGCGCUUCGGCACGGGAACAGUGCGGACGCACACGAUCGGCGCGUUCUUGCUGAGUGGCGAGUAUGAGAAAGCGAUGAUGCUGUUGCUCGGUGCUGGGAAGUUGGAGGCCGAAAAGGACGACCACACGGACGAGAAAAAUAAGGGACUAGUAGUGUCCACCGCGGCCGUUGGAGGCUCGGAAGAUUAUGCGGUAAAUGAAGUAACACUUGGUGAUGGGCCAGAGCCGAAGCGGCGCAAGAUUGAUGAAGAGGCAGUCUUGUUUCCCAUGAAGGACGAGCACGGGAGCAGCUGCAACAAAAGUGUUGAAGAACUUCUACCAGGGACGACGAAUAAUACCAAUUCUACCACGACUUAUAUCACUGCGGUGCGAGAAAAGCGUUGGAAGGACGCGCUGUUCGCGUUGAAAGAGAAUAACAACAGCCGAGGUUUCACCUCUUCACGCAUGCAUUUGGAAACCACUUUGCUGGAAGCGCUGUCUGGAUGCUACAGUAGUACCGCUUUGACAACUGUCGAUGAUGUUGGCGAAGGAGAAGCAGCAGUAGCGACGAAUAAAAGCGGCAAGGGAAAUAAGAAAGGCGGUUCUAAAAAGGGCAAGGGAAAGAUGAGUUCGAAGACAGCAAGCACCAUCACAACGAAGCCUCCCAUGACGGAUCCGCGAGCCGUCCUCGAGCAGCUUCCCCGCGAGAGCCUCUCGCUCUACUACCACGCAUUGCAAUCGUUCUGCUUCAACAAGGUUCUGUCGAGACGGGCGGAGAUUGUGAGAGGGAGGAACAAAGGUACAGGCCGCGCAGGUGCAGAAAUCGUAGCGGGGGAUUUGGUUCUGCUCACCCCGGUCGGCGGGAAUCAUAAAACUAGUACAACUGAUAAAACUACGACAGGCAAAAUGAGAACAGAGACAUCCAACGGAGGGGAUGAAGAAGAUGAGGAUCAAGCUACUAGCUCCAUUGUCCACACUGUUACGGAGGAAGAAGUUUUGCUGAAAACCUACACGGCAGAGGACGUCGUCCUCCCCCUACCUGGUUACGAGGUGCAGUACCCAGAGUACCUGCGGGGAGUCUACGACGAGGUGCUAUCGGAGCUGGGUGGGACCACGAACGCUGGAAUGGGAAGUGAUACGACGCUUGACCUUUCCUUGGCCUCUUUCGGGUCUUCUGUGGUCUCCUCGUCCUCUGGCGCAACGGUGAACGCGAAGCCGAAGAAGCCCCUGUUGCGCAACAUCCAACUGAAUGGCGCGUACCGGCACGUCAUCGUGAAGCCGAAGGAGGUCUCCUGGGAGUUGGUCAACACGACGACGAGAGAAGCUGCAAAGGGUGACGAAGAGGCCGGUCCUGCGGGCAGUGGCGAGACUAGGAGCUCCACUAAUUUCCUCGCGAACCGAUACGCAUUUUUGGCGGAAAAAGCGGAAAUCCAGUCUGAUCUGGACAAAAUUCUAGCGGAGAAAAAAGCUACGGAGCAGCUCCUGCCAACCUGCCAAAACAAUGACGGGGGACCCACUGCAGCUGCGGAUGGUGUUUUUGUUGAGAAAACAAGUGCGCAAGAAGUCGUGAAAGUAGCUGCGGAUGCUGUUGGUCUGCCUCUGCCCUCUAUUACUAGCCAGCAGCAGGACGAUCAUAACCGCACCGAGGACGAUGCGAACAAAAAUCAAGCGAAAGGACCAACCCAAGCAGGCACAAAUCUCGGGAAAAACAAGGGCGGGAAAAACAAUCUUGGCUCUUAUGCGGUGAAGUUCAGCUGCAUCCUUCCCACGUCUGCGUACCUCACCAUGGCGCUGAGGGAAAUCACGCAAAGACCCGUGGAACGAGCGUAAGGUGGUUUUCGAAGAAAAACGAAAAUACCCUUUGCACGACCAAACAGAACGUCAGAAGGCCGCAAUUCGCAUGGUAUUUCGACGUUUCUUCCUUUCAAGCCAAAAAAAUGAAACUACAUCCG